AUGUCCAGCGACUGUCCGUCGAAUGGACGCCGCCAAGCGCGCCACAGGGACCGACGCCGCGCCCGCAAGACGCGAGCACCGGACAGUGACCUACCAAAACUAGGCGGGGGCCUCCCCGCACCGAUUGUGGACGACGCGUGGCCCAAGGACGCACACAAACAGCCCGUGCUCCUCGUAGUGAACCUCGACGGCUCCGCCUGCGUCGCGAUCGACCCGGAGCGCGAAAAGGAGCUGCACGUCGUCGAAGAAGUCCCCCUAGACGUGCAGCAGCAGCAGGCGGAGCUCGAGGAGCUGCGCCAGCGAGGCCUGCUGCGCGUCGGGUGCCUCGACCUGCGCCCGCGGACCCUCGUGUGCGCGAUCCUGGUGCUUUGUAUGGCGGGAGUCCUCGUUGGCCUUCUCUUCGCGUUCAUCGGCGUAUCGAACACGGACUGCUUCCCGCCCGCGUGCUACCCCACGGCCGUGCGGACGCAAUGCGCGGCGUCGGCGCUGCGCGUGGGCACGGCUCUUGCAGGCCAGGGCGACGCGGGGUCGUCCGACCCGGAGAUCGACGCGAUUCUGCGUCGCAUGGGCCCGGUCGAGCGGCAGCUGGCGCGCCUGGUGUCGCAGAGCACGCUGCCCAAGGUCCGCGUGAAGCUCGCACAGCUCCGCAGACAGAUUGACGUCAUGGAGAACGACCAGCUGAUCAACCGCGCGGCGCAGAGCCAGAACGACUUCCCGGAGUGGCUGCAAGAAAUGACCGAGCAGUCCCUCCAGACCGCCGCGAGGACGCUUCCUCAGCUGCGCCAGGCCGAGUCCAACCUGGUGGCGCUGGAGCGGCGCCUGCAAAUGGACCCGAAGGACGCGAUCCGGGAGCGCAUCAAGGAGGAGCGGAGCCGCAAGGAGCGCGCCAAGCAGGCCGGAAAGCGAGCCCUCAAUGAGGCCAAGGAGCUCCUCGUCGCCAUCGACAAGCUCGUUCCGCAGAUGGAGGCGCGCGGGGCGCCCACCGUCGAGCAGGUCGUGGACUUCCACCGCGCGGCUCUCGACGAGGCUGCGCGACUCGAUGUGGCGCUCGCCGCGAGCCGCGACCUCUUCGAGAUCCAGGGCGCCGCCGUCGACUGCGAGCAGUUCCGCAGAGACGUCCGCGACCUCCACAACUCCGCGAAAGGCAUCCUGUUACAGUACGGCGGCGGCAUCACUGCCGCGGACCUGUACCCGAAGCAACAGCCCCGGCCGGCAGCCCCGGACGCGGCCGACGACACCGGCGGCGCCGCAGCGCCGCGCGCGGGCCAGGAAGCGCCCCCCGGGUCCCGGGAGAAUCCGAUUCGCCUGGAUGAGAAUCAGAUGGUGUCUGUCAUGGCGGCAGCGAUGAUCCAGGACCUCCUGCGCAGCGGCCUCGCGCCGACGCUCAUCCUCGAGGCCCCGCUCGUCCUCCCCGGGGGCCUGUUCCCGGUCGACAGCGCCGCGGCCGCGCCGGAGACCCCCCCGGGGCCGUUCCGCGACGUGGCGCCCGCGGAGACCGCGGCGGAGGCCCGGAACAAGAAGUGGGAGGCGGCGGUCGCGGAGUUCGAUGGCAUCGUGCCGCAGGAGCUCCCGGUCACGCGCGCGAUGGUCCUCGACGCCGCACGGAACGGCAACACCGCGACGCUCGACGUGCUCAGCCAGGACGCCUACGACGCGGUGUUCGCGUACCUCUCGCGCGCGUUCAAGCAGACGCUCGAGGACAGCCGCGACAAGAACGUCCCCGAGGCCCAGCGCCUCAGCCGCGAGGUUCGGCAGAUCCGUGCCCUGGCGUUGCUGACGGAAUACUACGCGGAUCUCUACGAGGAGCUGUUCGCGGACAUCGAGAUCGACGCGCUGGACCGCAAGUUCAUCGACUUCGAGCUCUGGGCGCUCCGGAGCGUGUGGGGCGGGCUCGCACGCGGCCUGGUGAAGGUUACAGAGAUGCUGAUGAGUCCAGAGGACAUCGCGGCGGCGCUGGGGGAGUCGGAGCUCGCCGGAGAGGGGCUGGACGCGGAGACGCUGCGUGCGUUCGGCGUCUUCGCGCCCGUGGCCGGGGAGCUGCUGGCGGACGAGGCGGCGGGGCGGCCGCUGACGCAGGCGCGCGCGGCGGAGCUGGGGCUCGGGUGGUGGGCGCCGCCGCCGGCGCUGGCGUUCCGAAGCGAGGCGGAGCUGUGGGAGGCGAUCGGGGGGAGGUACUCCCCUGUGGAAUUCCUCGAGGAGGGUCUCGACGACCUGACUCCGCACCUGGAGUGCUUGGAGGCCAUCGUUGGGCGGCUCGAACGGCCGCUGCGGGUGCCGGAGGACCUCGCGUGGCUGGACGCGCUCGCGGAGCAGGUGUCCCGCGAGGGCGACCUUGUCCGGACGGCGACUUCGAAGAUGUACGAGGAGCUGGAGGACUUCAAUCGCGAAGGGAGGGUGAAGUGGUUGAUUGGAGGGUUCGGGUGGCUUCUGGACCGCGUGAACGAGUCGUGGCUGCAGCGCACGACGGAGCGCGCGCAGACGCUCGAGUUCCGCGUCGGCGCGCUGCGGCAGCUCGGCAUGGGUACGUUCGAGGAGGCGCGGCGCGCUGGGCUCCCCGAGGGGUGUUCGAUCGACCUGUACAUCACCACGCCGCUCCCAGCGCUCGGCGAGAUCGAGGCGAUGCUGCAGCAGAAGGUCGAGGAGGCCGGCGGGGUCGACGCGGUGUCUGACAUGUCGCGCAUGCAGUUUGAGCAAGCAGGGCUGAACAUUGACCUAAAAUUAGGACGCGUGCUCGUGUACGACGCGUUCACGCGGGUGCCGGUCGGCGUCGGGCUCGCCGCGGCCGAGGCCGCGCCUGCGCCGCCGGAGGAGCGGGGGCCGAGCGAGGCGGCGGCGGCGGAAGGCCCCCAGGACGGAGGGGCGCAGGGUGCGCGGGAGUUUCUGCGGAUGGACGAUGCGGGGCGGCAGGCGACGCUGGAGCGGGUGGCGGGCGGCGCGGUCGCGGGGGCCGCCGGGGCGGAGGCGCUGAAGGGCAAGCUGGCGGGCGGCGGGGAGGCGUGGCAACAGGCGGAGUCCAUCUUUGACCCCCCCGGGGGCGUUUCCGCGGCCCGGGAGGGGCCGGCGACGCCGGAGGAGAUCGCGGAGGAGGAGGAGCUCGUGAAGUCGGUCGUCGAGUUCCUCGAGAAGGGCACCCUCGAAGACCCCCCCUCGCAGGCGGAGGACAAUUACAGCGUCGUCGAGUCGGUCGCCGAGGCGUUCGGGUCCGCCGCGGCCGCGUGCGCGCUCGCGCAGGUCGUCGUGAUCCUCUGCGGCGUCGUCGGGGUCGACAUUCCGCGCAUGUGGGGCGAGCCGGAGGCCGGAUGGCUCGCCGGCGCCCAGGCGCUGGUUCCGUGGACAGGGGGUUACAUCGGCCUGGUCUGGCUGCAAUACCAGGUGCUGCCGCGGCUGCUGCCGGGCCUGGACAUCCUCGCGGACCAGGACCUGCGCGACAUCAAGAAGGGGACCUCGAAGCUGCCCGUUCCGGCGUCGUGGCUGUACGCCGCAGCGCUAGCGUACGCGGAAACGACGGCCUUCCGCGGCUGCGUCCUCGCGUGCAUCACCGCGCUCGCCGCCGACCCGUCCCUGCACCUCCUCGGCCCGCUCGUGCCCCCCGCGAUCGUCCCCGCGGUCGCGGGCCCCGACGGCAUCACUCCCCCGGGGGUCCCCGUCACCGACUACCUGGGGGCACUCGGGCCGUUCGGGCUCAACGGGCUCGCCGCGCCGACGCGCUUCCUGCUCCCGUUCCUCGCCGCGGGCGCCGCCGCGGUCGAGGCCGUCGCGUGGAGCAGCCCGCUCGAGAGCUGGCAGCCCCUCACCGUCCAGCAGAUUCAAGACCGAGCGCUCAUGGGCGUCGAGGCCGUCAAACGCGCCGCCGCCGAGGGCGCGUGGCGCAAGGCGCUCGAGGCCCCGCCCGCCGACGCCGGCCCGGAGUCGGACGACGCAGAAGCCGAAGAUCACACCCCCUCCUCGGCGACGGUGUCGCCGAGCCUUCUCGAGCCGUCGGUCUACCGGGAGCUGUCCACGGAGCUGUUCUCGAGCAAGGCGGACGGCGCGUCCUUCGCGUCGACCCUCGCGGGCAACACGGAGCUCCAGCGCUUCGUCACGGGGGAGUACUUGGCUCAGGGCCCUGUGGUCAGCGAGCUCCCGGCCAAGGACCUGCGGGAUCUCGCGCUGCGGCUGUGGUGGUUCGGGACGGUCGCGCGGGCGCGCGACACGUACAACGCGAGCACGACGUUUUUCGGGUCGGCGGUGCUGGCCGCGGAGGCGCUGGCGACGGGGUCGCUCUGGGCGCCGUUCGUGACGCUGACGCUGGGCUACGCGUUCAAUAUGGCGCUGGCGAGGAGGUACGAGCCCGGGUCGAUCGUGCGGGACCCGCCACGGGCGUUCGUUGAGGCGCUGGAAGCGGGGAACGCGCCGCUGAGCGACGACCCGUGGAAGCCGUGA
Pedinophyceae sp. YPF-701 is the source of this 4422-nucleotide messenger RNA. NCBI's taxonomy places the organism in Eukaryota, Viridiplantae, Chlorophyta, Pedinophyceae. The record is from the annotation of a GenBank genome assembly.